UUAUUGAAUCAACAUACAGAAUGGAGCAUUUAUUUCUUGGUUUAAGUGGACAUGAUACAGCCGCAAUACGACAGUUAAGAACACGAGCCAUGACAGUCAAACUUAUUUUAGAACUACGAGGUCAUAGAAUGGACAGAAAUAAAGCAGAUAUACAGUCAUUACAAUUAUGUCAAAUAUAUUUAAAUAAAUUGAAUCAUUUACAAAGGUACUUAUCAAUGAGUGAGAUCACUGCAGAUAACUUCACCCAAUCAGUGUUCUCUGAAAUGCAUAAAUUAGAAUCUAGUAAGCCUGGCAUCAUCAUGAAAUUUUUACAGCCAUUGUUGAUGCACCAUUCAGUUCCUGCUUUGACACUUUCCAACCAACUUAGAAGGGCUAAAGCUAUAAUAACAGAGCCAAGUGGGGAGUCUGAUAACCAUAUGAAAUUUACAGCUGGUUUGACUUUGAAUAUAAAUGUGGAUUGUAUUCUGGAAAACAUACAGGACACACAGAACAUACAGUUACAG
Molecule: messenger RNA, 503 nt
Organism: Saccoglossus kowalevskii
Lineage: Eukaryota; Metazoa; Hemichordata; Enteropneusta; Harrimaniidae
Product: integrator complex subunit 4-like
Biological process (GO): snRNA processing
Cellular component (GO): integrator complex
Source: RefSeq, a predicted model, not a curated record